GGCCUCGUUCCAUCUCUGUUCCCCGUCUCUUCCUCCGUCUCCUAAUUUUGGGAAGGCCACACCGCGAGACCUGUAUCCCCAUGAAUCCAUGAGAGAAAGGCGGAGGAGAUCAGGCGACGUACGCGCGUGGGGGUCUCCUCCUGCACGCUCUCAGCUGAACCGCGCCGUGCUCCCCUUGGCGCGCAAUGGCUCGACGACGGCGGCCCCUGCUGCCGCCACCGCCGCAGCUCGUCUGGUUGGCCGUCCUCUUCUCUGCGGUGGCGCCUGCGGUCGCCAAGACCGACAAGUCUGACGUUGCUGCACUCAAUGUGAUGUUCGAUAGUAUGAACAAGCCAUCGCAAUUGUCCGGCUGGAAAUCGAGCGGCGGUGAUCCCUGCGGUGAUGAUGAAGAGUGGAAGGGGAUAGAAUGCAGCGGCUCAUCUGUCACAGAAAUUAACUUGUCAGGGCUUGGACUAAGCGGCUCGCUAGGAUAUCAGCUAUCAAGCUUGAAAUCAGUAACCAAAUUUGAUGUCAGCAAUAACAAUCUCAAGGGGGAUCUCCCAUACCAGCUUCCACCAAACGUGGUUCAAUUAAAUCUUUACGGAAACUCAUUUACCGGAGGAGUUCCUUAUUCAAUAUCUCAGAUGGAAGAUCUGGAAACACUAAAUGUGGGCAAGAACCACCUAAGUGGGCAGUUGACAGAUAUGUUUUCACAACUUUCAAAGCUCUCAACAUUGGAUCUCUCCUUCAACCGCUUCUCAGGCAGCCUGCCCCAGAGUUUUCAGCACCUAAAAGACCUUAAGACGCUGAAUUUGGAGAGCAACCAAUUCAGUGGUCACAUAGAUGUUCUAGGCAAACUUCCUCUCGAAGAUCUGAAUCUGCAGAACAACAAGUUUACUGGGUGGAUCCCAAGUAAACUAAAAGACAUUAGUAAUCUACAGAUUGGAGGGAACCAGUGGUCAUCCGGAUCAGCUCCUCCUGGUAUGGAGAAGGGCUCUGCAGUGGGAGGCUCUUCAGGUGGAGGGGGUGGAGGUGGAAUAAACGGUAUCGUCAUCGCAGCGAUUGUGAUAGCAGUGCUUCUUGCGGCUCUGAUUCUCUUGUCUGUGUUGAAGAGGAACCAUACCUCUUCUGCCUCAUCUCAUUACAUCAUGGACGACUCAGGUCACAACCGGUCAUUUACCCCGCUAGUUGAUGAUGGUAAAGCGAUCAACAUGAAGCCACUGGAGCAUUCCUCGUCAAUAAGCAGUAGGACACCAUCUGCAAUGCCUAGCAAGUCAAUUAGUGACAAUGAGUUCGAGAACAAACUAAACUAUUCAAGGCGGACCACAGAUCCAAUCAACCUUGUUACUUAUUCAUCAUCAGACCUUCAAGCAGCCACUGGCAGCUUCCAUAGUAGCAGGUUACUAGGUCAGGGGACAAUUGGUGGCGUUUUCAAGGCAAAAUAUGCUGAUGGAAGGGUGCUGGCCGUUAAGAAGUUUGAUCCAUUGAGCUUCUCAGGAAGCAGUGACUUCAUGGAUCUUGUGAACAGCAUUUCCAAGCUGCGCCAUCCAAACAUCUCUGAGCUUGUUGGUUACUGCUCAGAGCCUGGGCACUACAUGCUGGUCUAUGACUACAACAUGAAUGGAUCCCUGUAUGACUUCCUGCACUUGUCCGACGACUACAGCAAGCCGCUGACCUGGGACACCCGCGUAAGGAUUGCUGUUGGUACAGCUUGUGCUCUGGAGUACCUACAUGACGUGUGUUCACCUCCAAUGAUCCACAAGAACAUUAAGGCAUCGAACGUCUUGCUUGAUGCUGACCUCAACCCUCGCCUCACUGACUGCGGCCUUGCAUACUUCUAUGAGGAUACGAGUCAGAGCCUGGGACCAGGGUACGACCCUCCAGAGUGCACAAGCUCAUCAGGUUACGUUAUGAAGAGCGAUGUCUACUGCUUUGGUGUUGUCAUGCUUCAGCUAUUGACCGGUCAGAAGCCCUAUGACAGCUCGAAGCCUAGAGCGGAGCAGUCCUUGGUCAAGUUUGUCACUCCUCAGCUUCAUGACAUCAACGCCUUGGAAGCUCUGGCAGAUCCAGCUUUGCGUGGCCUAUAUCCACCGAAAGCAUUGUCGCGUUUCGCCGAUGUCCUUGCUCGCUGCGUCCAGUCCGACCCAGAAUUCCGGCCAUCCAUGUCAGAGGUGGUGCAGUCGCUCCUCCAAUGCGUCCAGCGCAGCACCAGCAACAGGAGGCUGGGCGGCCUCCGCAGCGUCUCACAACGAAGCGACGAUUCGGAUUGGUGAUGCUUCUGCUUCUGCUUCUGCGUCCAUCUUGCCGCUGCCCAGUUGCCGAAACUGUAACAGAACCCAAGGUGUGCCUCACUUGUGACGCCAUUGUACAAAAGGAAAGGCUUUAUUAGACAAUCUGGUUGCUCAAACAGUGUGGCAACAAACAAGUCGGUUAAUUUAGGUAAGGUAAAAAUAGAGUGGGUGUUCUAGUGAGUAGUGACAUUGUAAUUGUACUUAAUUCUGUUCAAAUUUUGUUCAUAUAAGCUAAAAACGUGUGGGCACCUA
This is a messenger RNA of Sorghum bicolor (sorghum), 2522 nucleotides long. RefSeq names its product protein STRUBBELIG-RECEPTOR FAMILY 5. Lineage: Eukaryota; Viridiplantae; Streptophyta; Magnoliopsida; Poales; Poaceae. Gene Ontology annotation, biological process: protein phosphorylation. Gene Ontology annotation, molecular function: protein kinase activity; ATP binding; protein binding. The transcript has 16 exons. The coding region runs from base 186 to 2252 and encodes 688 amino acids. The record is from RefSeq and is a predicted model, not a curated record.